AUGAACAAAUUGAUAGAAUUAGUUGCAAAAUUAGGUAGUUGCAAGAGGCAAUCGGUUGCCCCAAAUGAACAAAUUGAUAGAAUUAGUAGUUUACCAGACUUGAUCCUCGUCCACAUCCUCUCACUUUUGCCAAUAGAAAAUGCCAUGAAGACGGUCCUUAUUCGCAAAUUUGGAAAGCUCUGGACUUCCAUUUACAAUCUUGAUUUUAAUGUGGGCUUGUACCACGACUAUGAUGAUUUUGAGAAUGUGGAUUGGCUAAUGUAUGAAGAGAGAUUGAGCGCAACUAUCAAGAUGAUCCUAAAACGCUUAGCAAAAGAAUUGAAGCUAGCUAAUGAGAUUGUUACAUGGAUUCGUUUUGCUCUCAGAAAGAAAGUUAGGGUUCUUGACCUAGAUUUCGAGACAUGUAAUGGUUAA
Messenger RNA from Camellia sinensis, 414 nucleotides. Its product is annotated as F-box/FBD/LRR-repeat protein At2g04230-like. The record is from RefSeq and is a predicted model, not a curated record. Lineage: Eukaryota; Viridiplantae; Streptophyta; Magnoliopsida; Ericales; Theaceae. Gene Ontology annotation, molecular function: protein binding.